AAAACGAUGAAGUUGCAGAUGUUAAGCGCUGAGCGGCUUAACUGCAAGACUGCAACUGCCGAGUUGGAGACUGAAACAACCUGAACCAACCGCCAUCGGCCAUCGCAGUGAGCAGUGAGAUCUCGAGAUCGGAGAAGAUGGUGAAGAAGAAGCUUGGCGGCGGAACGAAUGCGUUCGAAGCGCUGAAUAAAAUUGUGUCGGAGCCACACUAUCUCUUCCAUUUCCUAGUUUUCUUCUCCUACUUUGUGGUUCGCAGCUCCGCCACUCAGGUCCUCUCCCCUCAAUUGUCCCUCCGUUUCCUGCGUCGGGAGAUUCAAGCCGUUCUCGGAUUCGCCGUUUUAGCUGCUGUCAAGUUGGUGAAAGAAGAAACAUGGGAGGGUUUUAUCGCUGAUACCAUCUUCUAUGCCAAGCUUUUUCUCAUCGCCAUUUCAUUGGUUUUGGAUUACCAUCUGGCUCUUUGGUAUACAGUGUUGUUUUCAGUGAUAUAUCUCUUAGCACAACAACCUGUUUUCGAAGAACUAGGUGAUGUGAAUAAGUUAACACCUCUGCAGUUGGAAACCUUGUUGACAGAGGGACAUACGUCAAGAUACUGGUUGGUAGAGUUUCGUGCACAGUGUUCCUCUACUUGCAUACGUACAAGUCGUUGCUUUCCUGAACUUUCUGUCACAUACUCAAACAAGAACUUAUCCUUUGGAUCAGUCGAUCUUGGACUCUUCCCGAAUGCUGCAGAGAGAUUUGGAAUAUCACUUAGUGGAGGAAUGAACCAGCUUCCUACUUAUAUAUUGUUCGAAAAUGCAACUGAAGUCGCACGUUUUCCAGAGUGGGGCUUUGAAGCAAAAGCUCCUUACCCUCCUUUAACUAAGGGACGCAUUGUUCGACAUUUUGAACUCGACAGGCUCCUCCUCGAGUAUGUAAAUGGAAAAUAGACACAGCUACGUCGAUAGAUUACAUGUCGUAUGUAGUAUGCCUGCGAAGUUGCUACUGGUUCUACAGACUUUCAGUUUCAUCGCGCUGCCACAGGACAACAGAAAAAAGGCACUGAAGAUUCCCUUGUAUGAUGUUAUCUGUGUGUUGCUUGCUCUGCUUUAACAGACUCAAAUGAUCUCAAAAACUGAUACAUUGUGCAUCGUGCACUCUUCUAUUUUUCUUUUCCUGACAUACUUGUAACAAAAAAGGAUCAGGAACCUGUACUGCAAACUUAUGAUUCAGUAGAGUAAAAGUGAAAUUUGGCUAGAAGCUUAAAAUUUCUAGCA
Messenger RNA from Linum tenue, 1253 nucleotides. The record is from the annotation of a GenBank genome assembly. Lineage: Eukaryota; Viridiplantae; Streptophyta; Magnoliopsida; Malpighiales; Linaceae.